CUAAUUCUAUCUGACCAGCUAAUUUGGUUGACGCUUUUCAUAUUGACAGAAAGAAAGGACUUUUGCAUUUCGCUUCCUCUUAAGUUGUUCCUUUCUCGGGCACGUUCUUUGUAAUUGAAUUACUGAAGAUCUCAUCAAAUUCCCUUCAGAGAUCUUUUCAGGUGCGCGGGAGAAAAUAAUGUUUGGUCCGAGCAUAAUAACAAUUCGCCAGAUGGGUUCUCCAAGGAGUGUAGGAACGCCAAGAAGCAUAAGGUCUCCGCGGUCCACAGCAGCAGUGGGAGAGAUUGAUACAAAAGCACCAUUUCAAUCUGUCAAGGCUGCAGUCAGCUUAUUUGGUGAAGGAUCAUCCUCCCCAAGGGCAAAACCAGUUGUUAAGAAGCCCAAAACUGCUGAAGAGAGAGAUUUGGAGAAAGAAACACAGCUACACUUGGCCGUCAAAGAGCUUGAAAAGUUUAAAGAACACCUGAAAACUGCAGAAACUACUAAAGCGCAAGCACAAGGGGAACUCGAAAAGGCCAACAGAACGCUGCAUGAAUUAACAUCCAAACUUCAAACAGUCAGUGACUCCAAGCAAGCAGCGAUUGCUGAAACAGAAGCUGCAAAGAAUCGUGCUAAACAACUGGAAGAAUCAGCAAAAUCCAGAAAACAACAUGCCGAUACUGAAAGAGAACAGUACAAGGCCUCUGCUGCUGAACUUGUUCUUGUAAAACAAGAACUCACAAACCUUCGACAGGAUUUUGACAUGGCUAUGGGAAUGAAACUAUCAGCAUCCCAAAAGGAAGCAAAUGCUCAAAAUAUAACUAAGGUUAACAGAGAGAGGGUAGAUGAGCUUUCCAGGGAAAUGGCAACAACGCGUGAAGCGCUUAGUCAGGUCAUGCUUUCCACUCUUCAAGCCCAAGAAGAGAAAGCAAAGACUACGGGAAAAAAGGAAGUUUGUAUGCAAUCACAUGGAAUAGCUAAGGACAAAGUAGAGAAGAAAAUCCUAUUAUUAGAGGAAGAAGGAUCUGAUUCUGAACUCUCUGGAAAUCUUGAGGAGAAGCUUGAAGAAACAACCAAGUCAAUUGCAGUCUUACAAGAUAUACAAGCUCUAAGGACAGCUGAUUUGGAGCUUGAGGGUUCCAAAAAUGCACUGAAAGAAGUUCUACAAAAUGAAUCCUUGCUCCGAAGUUUGGUGGAAUCGAUGACUUUGGAAAUGGAUAAGGUGAAGAGGGACGUAACUGAAAUGAAGGAGAAGGAAGCACAAUUUGAAUAUGCUGCUAAGAACCUGAGAGCCGAAAUAAACAGGAGCAAAAUGGAGCUUGAGGCACUUCUUGCUAAGGAAAGUAAACAAGAAAAUGCUUCGAAUGAUGAGAGCUUGACAGUGCAACAAGUAUUGUCAGAAAUUGAAUAUGCAAGACUGGAUGUGGAAGAGACGAAGAAAAAAACUAAGGAACUGAAACAAGAAGCCAAAACUGCACGAAAUGAGGCCAAGGAAAUGGAGGAGAAGUUACAAGUUGCACUUAAAGAGGCUGAAGAAGCAAAAGCAGCAGCGAAACUUGCAAGUGAUCGGAUUCACAACACGGCUUCAUGUACUCAUGAUGCAGUCCAGGUUACAGGUUCAGACUCCAGUGCCAAGAUCAAGUUGUCGGCUGAGGAUUUUGAAUCUUGGACAAGGAGAGUUGAGCAAUAUGAAAAGUUGGCUGAAAUGAAAGUGGCAGAUGCCAUGGCUGAGGUGGAAGAGAGUAAGGCGAGUGAGAGAGAGGCGGUUAAGAGAUUGACAACAAAUUUGAAAGAGAUAGAGGAUACGAAGGCUGCAACUGAGGAUGCUUUGAAGAAAGCAGAGAUGGCUGACGCAGCGAAACAAGCAGUGGAGGGAGAGUUACAAAAGUGGCGUCAACAAGACCAAAAGAAGGAAUUUGGAGAAGCUUCCAAUGGUCAGCAGGGGUCAGAGAUGCCAUUACAUUUGUAGUUCUAUACCUUCUAGGACAUGAAAGAACUUCAUCUCAUAUUUUUAGCCCACUGAGAAAAUACUGCCUCUUUUUCCUACGCAUAACUAUACGAGCAACAUUAUCCUAAUGUUUCCAACAAUACAUGUACAUCCUCUGGUCAUAGCAUAUCUAAACUACAAGAGAAAGAAAAGGACCACGCAUAGAUGGCAUU
Molecule: messenger RNA, 2139 nt
Organism: Rhododendron vialii
Lineage: Eukaryota; Viridiplantae; Streptophyta; Magnoliopsida; Ericales; Ericaceae
Product: WEB family protein At5g55860-like
Exons: 3
Coding region: 179-1948 (589 amino acids)
Source: RefSeq, a predicted model, not a curated record